Patiria miniata (bat star) is the source of this 7078-nucleotide messenger RNA. RefSeq lists its product as uncharacterized. The record is from RefSeq and is a predicted model, not a curated record. Lineage: Eukaryota; Metazoa; Echinodermata; Asteroidea; Valvatida; Asterinidae. Bases 1123 to 5253 code for a protein of 1376 amino acids. The transcript has 15 exons. Gene Ontology annotation, molecular function: acyltransferase activity, transferring groups other than amino-acyl groups; protein binding.
AGCUGUCACGAACCGUCAUGAAACCGUCCAAAACGAAAGAGCGCUACUAAGAUGGUUGGACCGACAUCAGUACGCCGGGUGCCGCUUCACAAAUCAACCACUAGUUAACAAAGGGUACUUUUUCUAAUUUACAUAUAUUCAAAGGUGCGCCUGGGCUGGGGAACAAGAAAACAAAUCUGUUUUUUAAUUAAAUCGUUGAAAAUGCACCCAUGACGUGUCUUUUUUUUACCUUCACUUCAGUCUUCGUAUUACCAUUUUCAAUGUAUAGUUUCGAUGCUGUGCUGUCAUAAUAAAGCACAAACUUCCGUGUUACAAAAACUGCUUCAGUAACAAAUGUUUCCAGAAUUUCGGAUUUUUUUCGCUGUAUAAUGUUUUCUGUUUUUGGUAAUUCAUUGCUGUUACAGUGCAAAGCAAUUUUAUGAGAAAACAUUAUGAAAACUGUUUCUGUAUUUUGUUUUGGUUCUAUAUUUGAACAGAAAGCCCUUUGAACUUUAAUGUAUGCCUCACUGUCGUCACAGCAACAGCGCCUUCAGUUGUGACGAAAAGGACGGUACAUCAAAAAGUGCACUUCACAAACAUUUUCACCAGAAAGAGUUUCACACCUUUGUGAGGAAUGAAUAUUUCAUGAUGAUCCUGUGUAAAUUUCAUGUCAUGAUCCCUUUUAAUUUGAGUGUGUUUAAAUUGUACGGCCCUUUAAUGUUGAACAUGCAUUUAAUUUAUAACACUGCGACUCGGUUGAAAGCGUUGCUUAAUGCACAUUACAAUGUGAAAUGAUUAUGAUUGCCAUGAAUUAUUCGUAUUGAGCUUAUGGCAAGGAAAGCCAGACACUUUAUAGACAGGGGAGAGAUAGUCGUUCAACAUUCAAGUGUCCUUGAGAUGACGUUAUAAAUAAUUUUACUCUGAACCGAAAUAUAUCGUGUGAGGGCGCACUACUACUAUGUGGAACAAACAGUGCACGUUGGUCGGCGUGUUUAACCAAGACUAGCACAGCACUUAUGUCGGUGACAGGGCAAAACCAACUGUUCGUGAUGUAAAGCAACUAACUUGUACAAAUAAUGUCCACGGCAAUUCCUUAGUUAAAAAAAAACUAUAUAAGAAGAAGCAAAGGCUGCAUGAUCUCUGAUGUUUGUUGAAAGGCUUUUUCUAAGACGGCACACAAACAUAGAAUGGACUUCUCUGCAAAGAUCUCCGCAAAUAGAUUUGGAUAUAAGACCCGAGUCUCCCACUAUGAGAAUCAUUCUGCUAGAAAGUGAAGCAAGUUCUAGCUCAACCAUGGCUCGACCUUUUCUGAUCGUUUUCCUGCUCGUCGGAGUCCUUACUCCACAGCUAUGCAGGGGGCAGGGAGAGGAUUCUUCCCUUGGGGUGACAGCCACCGAGACACCAAGUGAUUUCUUCCAGCAACUCCAGGACCUGUUUCCAGGUAUCGACCUAGCACAGGACGGGAGCAUCGAAGAACUCAUCCGUCAACUUUUGGUGGAUGGAGAUGAGGCGGCUACGGAUUCGCCUGCCGUUGGUGAUGAACCGCUGCAGCAAUUUCAGGAUUUGCUUGGCGAAGAAGUCCAAGCCGCAAUCAUAGAGCAAUAUAUCCGUCAGCUGCUCGGAGACGACGUCCCGGACGAAGUAGUACAGCAGUUAGCCCAACUCGUAGCCUCUGGUUCGCUGGACAGUUUGAUGCAACCACUUCAGGAUCUUCUAUCUUCCCCGAUCAAUGGAAGCAAUCAAGUCCAGGCUGCGAUCAUCGAACAAGUUAUCCGUCAGCUGCUCGGAGACGCACAAGUCUCAGACGAGGUCGUAGAGCAGCUAGCCAAUCUGCUAGCUUCCACCUCACUGGACAGUCUGAUCCAACCGCUCCAAGAUAUUCUUGCUUCCCCAACUAACGGAAGCAAUCCGGUCCAAGCAGCGAUUAUCGAACAAGUUGUCCGUCAGCUGCUAAGCGACGCGGGUGUCCCGGACGAGGUCAUAGACCAACUUGUGGCCUCGGGCUUGCUCGAAAGUUUAACCCAGACACUCGGGGAGAUUUUAUCAUCUCCAGAUAGUGGAAGCGAUCAAGUUCAGGCCGUGAUCAUAGAACAGGUUGUCCGUCAGCUGCUAAGCGACGCGGGUGUCCCGGACGAGGUCAUAGACCAACUUGUGGCCUCGGGCUUGCUCGAAAGUUUAACCCAGACACUCGGGGAGAUUUUAUCAUCUCCAGACAACGGAAGCGAUCAAGUCCAGGCCUUGAUCAUAGAACAGGUUGUCCGUCAGCUGCUAAGUGACGCGGGUGUCCCGGACGAGGUCAUAGACCAACUUGUGGCCUCGGGCUUGCUCGAAAGUUUAACCCAGACACUCGGGGAGAUUUUAUCAUCUCCAGACAACGGAAGCGAUCAAGUCCAGGCCUUGAUCAUAGAACAGGUUGUCCGUCAGCUGCUAAGCGACGCGGGUGUCCCGGACGAGGUCAUAGACCAACUUGUGGCCUCGGGCUUGCUCGAAAGUUUAACCCAGGCACUCGCGGAGAUUUCAUCAUCUCCGGAUAGUGGAAGCGAUCAAGUUCAGGCCGUGAUCAUAGAACAGGUUGUCCGUCAGCUGCUCAGAGACGCGGGUGUCCCGGACGAGGUCAUAGACCAACUUGUGGCCUCGGGCUUGCUCGACAGUUUAACCCAGACACUCGGGGAGAUUUUAUCAUCUCCAGAUAACGGAAGCGAUCAAGUCCAGGCCGUUAUCAUAGAACAGGUUGUCCGUCAGCUGCUCAGAGACGCGGGUGUCCCGGACGAGGUCAUAGACCAACUUGUGGCCUCGGGCUUGCUCGACAGUUUAACCCAGAUUCUCGGAGAACUUUUAUCAUCUCCAGAUAACGGAAGCGAUCAAGUCCAGGCUGCUAUCAUAGAGCAACUUAUCCGUCAGCUGCUCGGGGACGCACCAGUUCCUGACGCCCUCGUAGAGCAAGUAGCUGAGACACUAGCUUCUGUCUCGCUGAACGACUUGUCCCAACAACUCCAAGCUCUUCUCGUUUCCAACAGCUCGGCCGCGGGACUUGACUUGUUCUCAGAAAACUCGACGACUCUUGAAGACGUACGGCAACUCCUUGUGGAUCUCGGCUUAGUACCCGAGGAGUUAGACUUGCAGGGCUUGACGAUGGCCGCCCAAAAUGUGCUCGCGAGGUAUCUCCAAGACAAUGUUCUCCAAAAUGUCUCCACGGUCUGCGCGAACAACACUCUGCAGUUUCUGACCGACAUAGGCAACGGCCAGCCAUACGCGAGCCAAAUGUGGCUAUCAAACGGAGACAUUCUAAAUCUGAAGGUGCUGACGACGUACAAUGCAGCCAGUCUGGGCAAUUUUGAGCAAUGUCAGGCAGUGAAUGUCUGGAACCCAGACGCUCCAUUCAACACAAAGUACUGUAGCCUCAAUUACUGGGCCUCGGUCGCAACGCUCACCGUGGGCCUGUGCGUGCCCUCCAGCUGCACCGAAGCCGAUCUCAAGGAAAUCGUCCAAAGUAUUCCAGAAAUCGGGUCAAGUGCCGAGUUCAGUUGUGUCGUCCCUUACCCCUGGAAGACAGGAGCCAUUGUAACGUUGUGCAUCUUGGGGGUCUUUCUCCUAUUGGUUACCAUAGGCACCGUGUAUCACGUUAUAGUCCGAAGACGAAUCCAGGCCAACAUCACCAAAACCAAGGACAAAAUUGAGAAGAUGGAAGAAGACACUAACAAAACUAUGAAACAGAAAGAAAAUGAGUAUGGGAAUGGAAUCAUCAGAACCGUCUAUUGGACGGGGAAAGAUGACGUGGAAAACAACGGCAGCAUUCCACAUUAUACCAACGGUGGGUUCGUCGACGUAGAGGACGCUCAAGAGGCCGCAGAGCACACCAAGCCUACUGCGCACGCGCAUGGCUGCACAUGCACGAUUAGAGCCAGCAAGAAAAAGGUUAAGAAAAUGGGUUUUCUGGAUGCUAUCAUGAUGGGGUUCUCGGCAUUGCACAACGGCUCGAAGAUCUUGAACACCAAGGAAACGGCUGGAAACCUGGGCGUUUUGAACGGCAUCCGCGUCAUCAGCAUGUGGUGGAUUAUUCUGGGGCACUCCAUCUAUUUCAUAACGCCGUUCUUAGAUGAUCCUCGCUACACGGGUAUGGAGCUCUACCAAUCAUUCUGGUUCUCCGCUAUCAUUUACUCCACUGUGUCCGUGGAUACAUUCUUCUUCCUCAGCGGUCUCCUUCUGACGUACUUGACAUUGAAGCAUCUCCAGAAAGCCAACGGUAGACUGAACUGGUUUCUCUUCUACCUCCAUCGCUUCAUCCGUAUCACUCCGGCCUACAUGAUCUGCAUCGCCGUCUGGACAACUUUGAUCGUUCAUUUUGGUGAGGGUCCAGGCAAGAUAGACCUGUUCGAAUCGGCGGCUAAUAUGUGCAGGGAACGAUGGUGGACCAACUUACUCUAUAUCAACAACUUGUAUCCGUUUCCCGGCCAACUUGGUCAGCAGUGUAUGGGUUGGUCGUGGUAUCUGGCGAAUGAUAUGCAGUUCUUCGUCAUUAGCCCCAUCAUCAUCUACCUGUUGUACAAGUACUCCAAGCUGGGCCUUGGACUGAUCGUUGCACUGUGUCUUGCCUCAUUCGGCAUCACUGCAUACAUAGCUACCAAGUACGGGGUAACUCUUGGUGUAGGCCUCAACCCACCUUAUAGCAACAACAACACAAUCAUAGACUAUGGGAAUGGCAAUCCGGACAUCAUAUACAGCAAGCCUUACUGCCGUAUUCCUGCUUAUUUGGUGGGCAUGGUGUUUGGGUACGUCUUCUACAAACUGAAUGGGCAACCCUUCAAGAUGAGCAAGUGGAUUAAUGUCACCAUGUGGGUUGUAGCCGUUGGAGUGGGCCUAGCUAUCAUUUAUGGACCAUAUCGUAGCAAUGGAGAGCUCAUACCGCAGUAUGCUGCGGUGAUGUAUACUGUUUUCAGUCGAGCAGCAUUUGUUAUGGCCGUGGGCUGGGUGGCAUUUGCAUGCGUCACAGGCUACGGAGGCCCCAUCAACGCCCUCCUGAGCUGGGGCUUCUGGGCACCGUUGAGUCGCAUCACCUUUGGUGCAUAUCUGCUUCAUCCGAUUCUCAUGUAUUCCUUCUACACAACCGCCAAGUCCCAAUAUCACUUCACCUACAUCCAAUAUGCUUCCAUGUUCAUUUCCAACACGGUGUUUGCCUACGCGGCGGCCUUCGUACUGUCCAUCGGCGUGGAAGGCCCGGUCAUGGGGCUAGAGAAAGCUCUACUCGGCGGAGGGGCGAGAGGCAAGAAGAAUUAACACACGGAGCGCGGACAAACAGUUCGUCAGAGAUGGAAAUAAUGCGCCUCGAGCGUUAUUGAAGAUUUGUAGGGAUUUACAUUACCUAUUAUUUUUAGACAUACAAGUUGCAGUGUUAGUGGUGUAGUGCUCGUACUAUUGAAAACCGAGUGUGCUAUUUUUAUGUUAUGAAAGUGGACUUAAAUUCGCCUUGUAUUUUUUGCGCUUAACACACUCACUACAUUGGUAUUGUUAUAUCAUUUUUAUUAUUUGACAAUUUCCCCCGAUAUUCAACAGAAUUUUGUUACAUAUCACUAAUAUAUUAUAUACGACAUUUCGAUUCAAUGUGACUACUUUUGAGUUAUCAUCCGGAAAACGAGUGCGGUUUUGUUCCAUAUAAUUUUACUUAAUGCGUGGUAGCCUAUUUCCUUCAAAAGAGGGCGCGCGAAUGUUUGGGUUGUCGUCCGCACAACGAGUGCGGGCGUGGUGCAGCGCGAAAUUCAAGACAGUCAUUCCUGCACACCGUCGUAAAAGUAGCAUGUUGUAGACCGUUGUUCUUUCUUGAGUUCAGCCACAAUACUUGUUCUUCCGUUGCAUCACGUUGCUAUUACUGUGCAGCUACAUGAGCCCUCGCCUAUAUGGCUUCUGAAGGAACCUUUUCAUACAUUAGGUGAGCUUAAUUUCAAAACCUUUUCUAUAAUUUUGUAUGUUUUAGUGACGGUAUUUGAGUAGGUAUAUGAAUGUAGGUAUAUAUGUAGGUAUAUUGCUGGUAUUUGGUGACUUUAGCACAUUAUUUUGGCAAGUUAUUAUCCUCAUUACUGUAUGCUUAAUAAGCUCAGCUCACUUUAUAUUAUAAGGUGUCGUUAUUUUUGUGUAAUACAAAAUGUACAUUUGCACUCACGGUUAGUGCCAUUGAAAAUGUAUUACAGUAAUCGAGUUAUGGCCAUUUUGUUGUGGUAGAUGUUGAGACGGUACCCACCAGUCACUAACUCUCUGGCAGGUACAUGAUCGUUAAUGGUUCAUAUUGUAGAAAAUUAGAUAAGAUUGGCAUUCCGUAUUUUGCCUUCAUUUAACUCUUCAUUACUGCAUAAGUAUUCUUCCAUUUGUUAAAUUUCUCCUGUUUUGGGGUAUUUUGUUUUGACAUUACAGUGUGCAGAUAUAUGCCUCGCAUGUACUCGCGUCAAAUAGAAAUGUUCCAAUUUUAGAAAUAAUGCCCAUCUCCAAAACAUUUUGUAAUUAUUAUCUUUUCAUUUUUAAAAAUCAAUUUUAAGUUCCCAAUUGAAUUAACCAUCUCGUGAGCUUUAUGAGCGACCUGAAAAGUAAGUUUCCAACAACAUUUUUGUCACCUUCUCUCGUCUGCUUGGUUUUUAACUAGACACAUUUCAAACACUCAGAUGUUACAAGACUGUGUUCAUGUACAUUGUCCUUUGUUUAUUUUCAUGCAGAUAAUACGUACAUAUUGCACAUAAGCUACAUACACAUGCUCUACAACCUUUCCCAUGGGUACAACACAAACGUUUUAUGUGGUUUAAAACCCUUUCAGCUGUCUUAAUUUUUCAUAUUCAUUAAAACAUUCUUGGUAGAAUGGUUUUGCAAACUCCUCCCAAGUGAACUUUCUAUGGUUGAGAAAAAUGGUGGAAAUGAGAUGGCGAGAGAUUAUGAAAAAUACCAUGUAAAUAUAAGAAUGUGAUAAAAUUGAAAUCUGGGGAUGCUUAGAACUUUCAACAUUGACUGUUAAAGUUAACAAGUUUAAGUACAGUGCAUCUUUUCUAUCCUAACAUAUGUACAUACACAAGUAUUUACAUUUAUAAAUGGCAGUACACGUGUGUAAGUGUAUACACGGAAA